UUUUAUGGUUUGCAUGAAUCUGAUUUAGACAAAGUCUUUCAGCUGCCUACAACCACCUUCAUAGGAGGAAAUGAGAACAGUCUUUCUUUACGAGAGAUCAUCAAACGGCUGGAGAAUACCUACUGCCAACACAUCGGCUUGGAGUUUAUGUUCAUCAAUGAUGUGGAGCAGUGCCAGUGGAUCCGGCAGAAGUUUGAGACGCCGGGAGUUAUGAAGUUUACUAAUGAGGAAAAAAGGACUUUGUUGGCAAGGCUGGUGCGCUCAAUGAGAUUUGAAGACUUCCUUGCUCGGAAGUGGUCUUCUGAAAAGAGAUUUGGUUUGGAAGGAUGUGAAGUAAUGAUCCCUGCACUUAAGACCAUCAUUGAUAAAUCCAGUGAAAUGGGAAUUGAAUAUGUUAUAAUGGGGAUGCCUCAUAGAGGUAGGUUGAAUGUAUUGGCUAACGUAAUCCGAAAAGAGCUGGAGCAGAUCUUCUGUCAGUUUGAUCCCAAACUUGAAGCAGCUGAUGAGGGAUCUGGGGAUGUAAAAUAUCAUCUGGGAAUGUACCAUGAGAGAAUCAACCGAGCAACAAACAAGAAAAUCACUCUGUCCCUGAUGGCUAACCCUUCUCACUUGGAAGCAGUCGAUCCUGUUGUGCAAGGGAAGACAAAAGCUGAACAGUUUUAUCGAGGGGAUACAGCAGGGAAAAAGGUUAUGUCCAUAUUAUUACAUGGGGAUGCUGCCUUUGCAGGACAAGGAGUAGUUUAUGAGACAUUUCAUCUUAGUGACCUCCCAUCCUACACCACAAAUGGCACUAUUCACGUUGUGGUGAACAACCAGAUUGGCUUCACCACAGACCCCCGUAUGGCCCGUUCAUCUCCAUAUCCUACUGACGUCGCUCGUGUGGUCAAUGCUCCUAUUUUUCAUGUGAAUGCUGAUGACCCUGAAGCAGUGAUGUAUGUGUGCAGUGUAGCUGCAGAAUGGCGAAACACGUUCAAUAAAGAUGUGGUGGUUGACUUGGUUUGUUACCGUAGGAGAGGGCACAAUGAAAUGGAUGAACCAAUGUUCACCCAGCCUCUAAUGUACAAGCAGAUUCAUAAGCAGGUGCCGGUGCUGAAGAAGUAUGCUGACAAACUGAUUGCAGAUGGGACUGUAACACUGCAGGAGUUUGAGGAAGAAAUUGCGAAGUAUGAUAGAAUAUGCGAAGAAGCAUAUACUAGAUCUAAGGAUAACAAGAUCCUACAUAUCAAGCACUGGCUUGAUUCACCUUGGCCUGGAUUCUUUAAUGUGGAUGGAGAACCCAAGAGCAUGUCUUGUCCUCCAACUGGCAUUUCAGAAGACCUGCUGACUCACAUUGGCAAUGUAGCUAGUUCAGUGCCAGUCAAAGACUUCAAAAUACAUGCAGGACUCUCUCGGAUUUUGAGAGCCCGCUUGGAGAUGACCAAGAACAGGGUUGUUGACUGGGCCUUAGCAGAAUACAUGGCUUUUGGGUCUUUUCUGAAGGAAGGGAUCCAUGUCCGACUAAGUGGACAGGAUGUGGAGAGGGGUACUUUUAG
Phaethon lepturus (White-tailed tropicbird) is the source of this 1532-nucleotide messenger RNA. Its product is annotated as 2-oxoglutarate dehydrogenase-like, mitochondrial. The annotation marks the transcript as partial. Gene Ontology annotation, molecular function: oxoglutarate dehydrogenase (succinyl-transferring) activity; thiamine pyrophosphate binding. The record is from RefSeq and is a predicted model, not a curated record. Gene Ontology annotation, cellular component: oxoglutarate dehydrogenase complex; mitochondrion. The transcript is spliced from 11 exons. NCBI's taxonomy places the organism in Eukaryota, Metazoa, Chordata, Aves, Phaethontiformes, Phaethontidae. Gene Ontology annotation, biological process: tricarboxylic acid cycle.